AUGGCACCCCAAGUUGGUGAUCUUCAGUUCGAACCUCUAGCUGUUGAUCAGGAAAAGGCACAGACAUUCGAAAGGGACCGGAAAGUCGAUACAAGCAAAGUCCCUCUUCGAGUUCGAUUCGCCGAAAAUCCAGACUCACACAGAACUCCACGGUGUCCUACAUCCAGAGCAGCAUCCCUGUUCAUAGGAAACGUCUUGAUAGUUAUCUCUGUCGCUGUUGCCUUGUUCCUGGUCGCUGCGCAGUUCGAUAGCUUAGCAUGGGACUAUUGGCGCUCAGAUAUUUCCAAUCCAGGAACCAAUGUGUCAACAUGCGCUACGGACACCCAAUACCUACUUGGUGUUGGCAAAGGUGACAUUACCGGUCCAGUGGUUGAGAUCAACCUCAUGGGCUACGCCGAUCCAAAACAGCUGGGUACCGGUCUUCGUCAACGACUUUACUCGCGAGCCUUUAUUGUCGGGAGUCUCGAGCGUCCUCAAGAUCGAUUCGUUUACCUGGUUCUCGAUACGCAGUCCGGCGAUACUGCGGUCCGAUAUGGUAUCAUCAAAGCCUUGAAAGAGCUAGGUCCCGAAUAUGCCUUUUAUGGCCACCACAACAUCGCCCUUACAGGCACCCAUUCCCACGCCGGACCCGGAGGGUGGUUGAACUAUCUAUUACCACAGAUCACGAGCAAAGGUUUCGAUCGCCAGGGAUACCAAGCCAUUGUCGACGGCGCGGUCUUGUCCAUUCGAAAGGCGCACGAGAGCUUACAACCAGGAUACCUCAGCGCAGGCACAACCAAAGUUUUCGGAGCAAACAUCAAUCGCAGCUUAUUCUCUUACCUCGCAAAUCCUGAAGCCGAACGCAUGAAAUACUUCAAGAGCGAGGAAGAGGAUGGCUCGGUGGAGAAGGACCUUACCAUGCUGAAAUUCCAGCGAGCGUCGGAUGGAAAGAAUAUCGGUGUUCUUACGUGGUUUCCUGUUCACGGAACCUCUAUGCUUGGCAACAACACUGUAGUGACUGGAGACAACAAGGGAGUUGCAGCUUGGCUCUUUGAAAAGAGCGUUCGUGGAGACUCGUCAGCAGCCGAGGAUUUUGUGGCCGGCUUCUCCCAGGCUAACAUGGGCGACGUCAGUCCCAAUGUGCUUGGGGCUUGGUGCGAGGAUGAAUCUGGGUCACAAUGCAGCUUCAAGAACAGCACUUGCAGCAACGGCAAAUCCCAGGCUUGCCAUGGCAGAGGCCCGGCCUUCAAGGUUCACGAUGAUGGCGCCAGCUCCUGCUUCGAGAUCGGAAGACGCCAAUUCGAACCAGCAAAGCAGUUAUAUGACCACCUUAUCAACAAUCCAUCACCGGUCCGAGGCCCAUGGGUUAAGGUCUUUCACACAUUCCAUGACAUGUCCAAUUUCACAUUCAUUCGGCCUGAUGGCAAACCCGCCCGCACCUGCCCAGCGGCAUUGGGGUAUUCCUUUGCUGCAGGAACGACUGAUGGGCCAGGGGCAUUCGACUUUACUCAGCACAACGGCAACGAGAACACGACAAUGCCUAUCUGGAAAGUUGUUCGGUAUUUCAUCAAGGCACCAGGCGACGAACAGAAGGCUUGCCAACAUCCCAAGCCUAUCCUCUUGGAUGUAGGCGAGAUUCUUAGGCCUUACGAUUGGAGUCCCAACAUUGUUGAUGUACAGGCCUUCCGUGUCGGACAAUUUGCCAUCGUCGUCAGCCCAGGCGAAGCCACCACCAUGGCUGGUCGUCGGUGGAAAGAGGCCGUAGGCCAAAGCUUCAAGAGGAUUCUCGAUCAAGACAUGGGACAGACCUACGGCUACACUGGUGGACCUUCGAGCCAUCCCAUUGUCGUCUUGGGCGGACCCGCAAACACUUACACGCACUAUAUCACCACCGAAGAGGAGUACCAGAUUCAGCGGUACGAAGGAGCAUCGACACUCUACGGACCCGAUACGCUCAAUGCUUACAUUAACGUGACUCUAUCAUUCCUCCCUUACCUUUCUUCCAAUUCUACCAGCCCGCCGGUCCACGAUGGAAAGUCGUUCCCGCCUGACAACACGAACCGAUCAUUGUCUUUCAUCCCGGCGGUGGUCCGUGACGCGCCACCACUCUUCAAAGGCUUUGGAGACGUUCUGGUUGAUGUUGACUCGGCGCGAGGAUACCAUAGGGGAGACGCGAUCCGGGCGGUGUUUGUUGGUGCCAAUCCCAGAAACAACCUCAGGUUAGAGGGAACGUACGCGGCAGUAGAGAAGUUGUUUGUCGACCAGGUGAACCCUCAAAAGUCUGAGUGGCGGACCGUGAGAAACGACGAGGAUUGGAGCUUGAUCUACAGCUGGAAGAGGAAGAACAGUGUGAUGGGAACGAGUGAGGUGGAGAUUACGUGGGAAACAGGGGAAGAGACCGAUGAGUGGUGGGAUAAAGAGCUCGGGCCGGGAGUGUAUCGUCUCAAGUAUUACGGCGAUAGCAAGAGCUUGUUUGGGGGCAAGGUCCAGGAGUUUGAGGGCGUCAGCGGGGCGUUUACCUUGGUAUGA
Molecule: messenger RNA, 2508 nt
Organism: Neurospora tetrasperma FGSC 2508
Lineage: Eukaryota; Fungi; Ascomycota; Sordariomycetes; Sordariales; Sordariaceae
Exons: 1
Coding region: 1-2508 (835 amino acids)
Biological process (GO): long-chain fatty acid biosynthetic process; sphingosine biosynthetic process; ceramide catabolic process
Cellular component (GO): extracellular region
Molecular function (GO): N-acylsphingosine amidohydrolase activity
Source: RefSeq, a predicted model, not a curated record